Molecule: messenger RNA, 15302 nt
Organism: Paramuricea clavata
Lineage: Eukaryota; Metazoa; Cnidaria; Anthozoa; Malacalcyonacea; Plexauridae
Source: the annotation of a GenBank genome assembly
UACAUAUUCUAGUCAAUUGAGUCAACUUUAAACACCUAUUACUCCUGUACAGUAAAGUCAAAUGAUUGAACAUGAAACUUUGGAAUCUUUUAGUUUUAAUUGCAUUACGAUGUAAAGGAAUCAAACGUUGAGUAAUCCGAUAAUCAUGUAUUCACCGAAAUCUCCAACGUUCCUACAUCUUCCGUUGCCAAUUCCUAACCGUCUCUUCGUUAACAAAAAUUUUUCACUAAGUCCUUUAUCUCCCAUUCGUAAGAUUUCACAGACCAAGCUUGUUCAGCCACUGGACUUUGAGAAGUACAUCUUGGAGAAUCAGCCUUUGGCGGAGAAUGAUCCUGAGACUAAAUUACUGGAAUUCCCUGAUGAUGAUAUAGAAGUAACAACAAUACAUAGACAGCAUCGUACUGUUCAUCCAUAUAUUCCUAAGGAUCCUGGGUAUGUCAAAAUCUAUUUUCCUUAUACGGUAAACCUAUGUGUGAGUUAACAUUUCGUUGGUAAUGAAAUCCUUAAAAUCUUAGGUUUCUUUUUACUGAGUCGUACAUAUUCUAAAUAAUUUCGGAAUUUCAUGCACUAUGUCUGCAAAUUGUAUAAAAUUUUAUAUUCCUAAGAAAUAAAUUGACUAUUAGCUAUAUACAGGACUUACUUCGUGUUGGAACACACAAACAUAUACUGCAUGCCAUAUUGAAAGGAGGAGGACCAGUAUGCUUUUGCAAACAAUGUAAUUAGUUUAUGCUUUUGUUUGAUUAGAAUUAAUAGUAGGUCAGGCUCGUAAUAGAUUACUGUAUUGCAAAACUACUCAAAACUCGCACGAAUAACCAGAUCUGCAUUUGUAAUUUUCCCUCUCUCAUCAGGUCAAACAUUCAAUGCAAAAGUGACCAUGUCUUUUCCUUUCUCAAAUCAAACCUUCUUCACCUUUAGAGGUUGUAAUAAAUUACUGCCAGUAUGUUUUAGUAAAAACUCCAACAAGUCAGUCUCUUGUUGUAAAUUCGUACAAUUACAUUUUCUAGAGCUGAUACAGACCCUCUUGUUGUGGACUGUGUGAAGUUAUACACUUCCGACUGGCAUGUUGUCAACAGAAGGUAACUAUGAGUACUCAAAGUCCCAUUUUUAAAGUGCCCAUAUGCAUAUCACUUGUGGGACCUUUAUGGAUUUGAAAACCGCGUAAAAAGUUAGCUAAUAAGUUCAAAAGAUUUUUUUGAUUUAGUGCAAUAGUUUAGAGGAUAUAGGCAUUUAAACAACGGGCUGUUCCUGAGUCCCAGCCUCCUGGGGUCUAAACACGGCUAUUGAAUUUGGCCUUUUUCGAAACUGUCCAUUGUGUAUAGGAGCCUGGGACUCAGGAACUGUAGGUAAUAUAAAUGGCUGUAUCUUCGAAAUUAUUGCACUAAAUCAAAAAAAUCUUUUGGACUUAUUACCUAACUUUUACUUAUUAACUAACUUUUUACGCUCUUUUCAAAUCCAUAACGGUCCCAUAAGUGAUAUUGGCACUUUAAGCCAUGUUCUUCAAAUCUCACCACAUUUGAACAGGAUUUGAAGCAGGGAUAGAUUUACUGGGGGGGGGGGGGGCCUUUCCAAAGACCAAAAGGGGUGCCAAUAAAAAUAUAGAGACAAAAUGAGAUCUCUAUCUUUCACAUGAUAGUGAAAUUGUCAUACAAGACUACAGAAUAGUGCCUCGCUGCCGUAGCUCCUCUUCUAAUUACGCACUUGGCCAAUAGGUGCACCUUGAGGCUUGAACUACAUGUAUGACCGAACUCCACCUGACCAAACUCGAUGCGCACCCCUUCUCCCCCAUUCCAAAUCUCACUGGAUUCAUCCCUGAUUUCAAGUUUUGCUGAACCAGUUUAAUAUCUACUGUAUUAUAUUUUGUUCAUUGUACCACCGGAAUAUACUAUUUUCAAAUUGAGAAGGAAAAAUUAUUGACUGCCCAAAUUAUGUUGUAUCUGAUCUUCCAUAUUAAUUCAUCCUUGAACAGUGAUGCUAAUCUCUCAACUUCCCAGCGUUAUGUAGCUUGAGCACUGCCACAGUGUUGGGCUAUAAACCAGUGAACUUUGUUUCCAGCUUUCAUUUUACUUUAACACCGCAGUGUGCAACGAAAAAUUCGUUGUGUCGAGCAGGGUUCGAACUCGCAUCUCCGGGUUUCUAGACCGUCGCUCUACCCAUUGAGGUGUCGAGUCAAAGGGAAUUGGUAGCGAGUCUUGUCCAAUUUAAGUGCACGAGAUAUUUUUUCACGCUUGUUUUGAACCUAGAAUUCUAAAAAUCCGAAGGUGCGAGUUCAAAUCCCACUCGAGACAACGGAUUUUUCGCUGUACUCUGCAAUAUCCGAAUAAUAUGAAGAAAGACGCCUGCUCAGGCGUUCACUUCGGCUACGUAGCAACACCUGACAGGCAUGGAAUGGAUUUUUGGCGAACUGGAUCUUUACGCUACCCGGAGCCUUGCAGAUUGCCGUGAAAUGGUGCGUGUGCACACAUCGAGUCGCCAUCACUGCAUUCUGGGAGUAAAGUCAAUUACUCGACGAAAACAAAUGAUAAUACAAAAAAAAAGCACACACAAAAGGAGGAAACCUAUGCUUCGUCAACGUACUACUAGCCAAAGUAACUAGUUUUUCAUAUCUGAAAUAAAUUUGUUUGCAGGUAUCAAUUUCGCAGUAAAGAGGAAGGCAAACCUGACUCGAGAAGAAGAACAGAAAAAACUGGAAGUUUUCUUGAAGAACUGCCUAAACAUAAUUACGAGAUCGACGAGGAAAAGGCGCGAAAAGAAAAUGACACGGUAAGGUUGAUUUUAUAAUUUGUAAACUACUUUUACCUGCCCAAUGUAGACGAUAUUCAGGGCUUAACAAUAGGCGUACAGACGUACGAUUGUAAGCUGAAAUUAGCUUGGCAUACGCCAAGAAUUUCAGACAAGUACGAUUGCGUAGGCUUCCUACAGCAGAGCUAGUGCUGUGCAAUCUCCGGCUCCGACUCCGGCCGAAUUAUAGCUCUGAGCUCCGGCCACAUCAUAAAAUAUAUUAAAUGUUUUACGAUCAGAGAACAUUUAUUAAUAUUAUUAUGAAUAACCCUUUUCGCGCUUCCUAAGGCCAAAAAAAUAUGUGGGUUUCCGGUUUCCCGACCCUACCUAGCUUUUGGACGUCGAAAUCCCGACCCUAAACUUUUUUAUUGGAUCAUGCUUGUAAGUGUUUCCACUUAGAGGAAAAAGUUUGUGGAAAAUUGAAAUUUGAGGCAAUAUUAGGGAAAUUUAUCUUUGGAUGUGGAAGCACUGACUAAACAAAAUGGCGUCCGCUUGUUCGGAAAAUUAAAAAAGAAGUUUAAAAAAAAAAGUUAAAACCGACCUACCCUACGUAAGUUUUUAUAAGAAGAAACCGGAAACCCACAUAUUUUUUUUUUGGCCUAAUUAUCAGAUAACAUAACUCAGGAAACAAAACAGUGAAAACACUUAACCACGCAGAAAAUAUCUAUAUGGAAACCAAGGGUGGGUAGUAGCGAAGUUGUUGUAAUUCGCUACUGUAGCGAACUACAAUUUUCAAGUAGCCAGUAGUUUUUGACUACUUUUUUAAAACAGUAGCUGUAGUUAUAGCGAACUACAUUUUGCCUAAAAGUAGCCGAGUAGUUGACUACUUUUCAAACAGCGAAUCGCUCUUCGCUACUUUUUAAAAUUGUUAGCAACUUGAUAGAAUAUAGCCCGCGUGCAGGCCCAAGGGAACUGAUAGUGGGCCUGCAAGCAAGGCCCGGUAUUUUGUAAAACGCCCCUUCUCAUAACACGCCCCAUUCGCGCGUCAAUUGUCAGAAAAGAACCAAUGACAGCACCCAAAUAUUAACAAACAAACUCGCAUUAAAAUGUGCGGGGUUUUCUCUGCUUAUUCAGAACAUAAACAAUGUGUAAGUGGCUGCGUUUUAACUCCAAAAAAGCAAGCAACGCAGUCAAUAAUUGCCAAAUUUGCAAGUGCUCAUUUUCAACUAAAAUCGGAACAGGCAAAUUAGGACGAAUUUCAACAGAAAACCAGUCUCAAACUUCAAAUCGUGAGGGAAGUCGUGCGACCACAUUAGCAUUUAUAUUAUAUUAUUGCCAUUGUUAUAAAUAAAUUGUCUCACUUAUCAGAUCAUGUGUGCAAUUCUUGUUGCGGCGGAAAGUACGAAAUUUAUUUCAGUUAUUUCAUUUGGUAAAGAACUCUACAAAAGAAGAGAGCGUUUAGAGUCCGGAUCGUUUCGUUUCAAACGGCAAUUUAAUACCGUCUUCUGUUUCGCUCUCUCAGCGAAGCCUUGUAAAUCGCAAAGUGUUUCGAAUAGGCUUACAUGCAACUGCAUCUCAACAUCAACCAAAAGAUAAUUUUCUUGAGGAACAUAUAACGUAUCAAGUCUGUUUGAAAUUAAUGAAACUCAAGUAAAGGUUACUAUAGUUUACCCCAGUCGUAAUGAGUGCUAUUCCAACACCUCACGACAAGCAAUCCCCAUUGGCAUAACGGCAAAAACAUCUCUUCCUUCAAGUAAACAAUAAACAGUCUGUUCUUGUUCCAUUUAUAAUCGAAAAAAGUGAUCAAUUUUCGAAUUUUAAGCUUAUUGAGAGCCUUUGUGAUGAAUCACUUAUCUAAUUAUAGAAUCUAACAGCAAACAGCCAAUCAGAAUGCCGCGUUCGUGGGCGAACGCGGAAAGUACAAAAUACCGGGCCUUGCUUGCAGGCCCACUAUCAAGUUCCCUUGAGCCUGCUCCCUUGGGCCUGCACGCGGGCUAGAUAGAAUAGAAUGAUAUUGAGACACGGUUUGCUUAAAAUCAAUACUCAAUUUUCACUCUUGAACACUGUAGUGCUUACAAAAAUGUUGCUUUGUGUUUACUGUGGCUACUCGUAAGUCGAUUUGUUAUAGUUUACAUAUCAGCCUGAGUUAGUAGAUGCUCCAAAUACAGUAAAACUAAACAAUAUUGCGUAGUGAAAUAGUCGCUACAUUUUUAAAGCAGUAGCUGUAGUCAGUAACGAACCACCCUUGUUCAAAAGUAGCAGCAGUAGUUGUAGCUGACUACAUAUUUUUGAAGUAGCGGUAGUUAUAGCGAACUACAAAAAUUUUGUAGUCAACCCACCCUUGAUGGAAACCAGCCUCGAAAAAUCUUUCACAGUGUUGCAAUUUUUAUAUAGCAUGACGCGAGGCAUGACGCUAACACUCUCAGACUCCGCAGCGCAAUUGUUCGCACGCAAACAAAGUACUCUGUCAUUUUGAAAAGGUUGAUAUUUAUUUGUUUUGUACUUUUUCGUUAUCUACAAGGCUCAUACACAGACUAUAUGUAGCACUAAGUCAGAUGGCUUCCUGAAAGCAUGAUGUUUAACAGCAAUUGGGAGUUUGCAGUAACUAACAAUCGUUUGACAUUUGUCUCAUUUCAAUUGAUUCUUGUCAUUUUGCCGGAGUUGGGAAAAUGUAACUCCGGCUCCGGCAUACAAAAUUCUGCUCCGGCUCCGGCGUCGGAAAAACCACCGGAGGUCCGGCAGAACUCCGGCUCUAGCAACUCCGGCGCACAGCACUAAGCAGAGCUCAACCGUUACUCCUUUGUGUUUGCCUUAAAAUCCUUCAGGCAAUGAAAAAACGUUCGCCUCUAACCCUGAUCCUAAAAUAUCCAUAUAUUUAUAACAAUCAAACAUGAAACAUUGAUCCAGAAACAUCGAGUUCACUGCUCGAAUCCCGGACCGCCAUCUUUGUUACAUACGUCGUUUAAAUCCAGCAUUUCGAACGCAUUCCUAUAUGGGAAUUUUAUACAAGAACUAUAUACAAAAUCGUACGUCAACAUUGACUAAAUGUAUACGUCAACUGAUUUAUUUUUUAAGCCUUGCGAUAUUUAUCCCUCAUUCCGUAAUCGGAGAUGGGCGAAAGAAAGUCAAUUUAAAGAGAAAGUAAUUUUAUUGGAAUAUAUUGAUAAGGGCAUCUUGGUUUGUUAUCUUGCUAAUUCUGAAUAUCUUCUUUCAUUACAGCCUGAUUCUGGUGAAAAUGGAAAGGCGUCACCGGCAGAUGACCUACCAAAGGGGACACUCGCUGCCAGGUGGGCUAAGUGCUCUGUUUCUUUAAUUGCCAGCUGAUGUUACGAUUAUACUGUACUUGCUGACUUAUUUCAAUAAGAAAUUAUCUCGCCUUCCAUCAAGUCUGGCAAAGCCGGAUCAUAAUCUUAUAGCAAUCAAAGUCGCGAUUAAAUUUAUACAAUAAACAAAAAAAGUACUAUUGCGUGUGCCAGGAUAUGUGGGACUAGACUGAAGGCUACCAAUGCGAAACUAGAAUUACAUUAAUUAGCACAUUUACUCUCUUUUAUCGUUACAUGAAGUUCCAGAUGAUAAGUUAUCCAUUGUACAUUUUGACAAGUAUACACGGCAAAAAACGCCGAGCCUGCUGCUCAACAGGAUUGAACAAUGUUUUGCUGCCCACGUUGUUCACACUUGUCAACAAUAUUGAACAAUAUUGUUGAGCCUGAAUCGGGUGUAACAAUAUUGUUCAAUGUUGUUGACAACUAUGAACAAUAUGGGCAGCAAAGCAUUGUUCAAACCUGUUUUCAUCAGUAUUGCAACAACCUGAUCGUUUUUUGCCGUGUAAUAAGGAUGAAUUGAACCUAUUGUACAUGCAGUAGCAAUUUCUUUUGUCUCAGGGCUUAUUCAUAUGAGCCCGGUUUGACUGGGCUAUUACUGUAGGUGAGGUAUUGGGUGGGAUAAAAAUAUGUGUGACUGUGACUUACGCGAUGAUUCCCGAUUUACCUUUUGCCUCUUGAAGGGUUCCGCUAUAAGUCACGAUUCAGAUUCAGAGUGCUAUAAUUCGCGUACUUACAUACCGCAGGUACGCCAGUAUUACGGUCUGGUACUUCUUUGUUUUCAGCCACGUACCACGUAGGUGCGAGGAAAUCUUGCUAUCGUACUUACGUUUUGCUGGAACCACAUGACCUUUCCAAGCCCAAGGUAUUCAAUACCGUAAUUUAGUUGGUAUGUCAUGUGUCUGAGAUGUCUUGGCAUGAAACAUGAUUGGGCUGAUAUGGCACUAAGAAACGUUGGAGUCGAUUGUUUGUAUAUGCAAUUGUGCUUCUUUUUCUAUAGCUCGUAGUCUGAACAUACUUUUCAGAAACCUGUACUUUAUGAACCUUAUUUUAAAGGCUAAGUACACAUUGAGUGCUGAGUUUGUAUAGGGCGCUGUGGUUUCUACUAGCGCAAGUACGCGGCAACAACCAUUGGCGUACCAGUCAGGUACGACUAAAAAUCCUGAAUUAUCGCACCCUUAAGAUUACGGAAAACCUCGUCUACACGGUUCAGUUCAAAUAUUUUUGUUUCAGCAUUGUUGAUCUGCAGACGUGCACUCCUGACGAACUACUUCCAGCAGUUUUAGAUCAAAUUCCCAUUGAUGAAGUGGAUGGCGCCAACUCUGACUACAGACAAUUUGAAAGAAUUGGUUCACUCUUUUCCGUGUCUCUUGAUGAAACGGUACUGUUUGUCAACACAUUUCUCCGUGUUUAGAAAUUAGGUUCAUUAUAAUUAAGGCAUUAUACUGUAGUUUGCAUGUCAGCUAGUUGCAGGGAUGGAAUUAUUCUUCCAACUAUUCUUGCAACCCUGGCCAAUUGUUUGGAUUUGUUUGAAUUUGAGUCUUUCAUUUCCGCAGAAAUUAUUAAUGCACAUGCGCAAUUAUAUUUAGGAUGACGGCACAGAACGAAGAAUACCACCAUCUAUUCCCCAACAACAUUCUGGACAGAGAGUUCUUGUGAAAUGUUUAGCUUUAAAGUAAGUUGUAUACAGUAUUAUUGCCCUGUGCAUGCUUGUUCAUAUAUAGCUCCAAGGCAUUUGUAAAUUCUUGGUGUUAAAUAUUCUCCGAAAUCAGCCAUCCCUUGGUAGGGCUUCUGUGUUGCAGUCGUCAGGUCAAGUGCCUUUCACCUCUGAGACGGGUUCGAUUCUCACUACGGUCUCGUGUGAAUUUAAAAGAGUCUGUCAACGCUCUGCCGAGAGUCGUGGGUUUUCUCCGGACGCUCCAGUUUCCUCCCACAGGGAAAGUUGACAGGGUGCAGGGUUAGGAUAAACAUACUGUAGUUGGGAAAGUAAUAUCACAAUUGUUGUAAAGAUUAGUAGUCUAGACUCAGUAUAGGUAAUAUAAGUAAGCGUAUACUAGAUGUGAUCGGUCACUGAAAAGCCCCGAUGGUGAGUGAGCUGAGUAUUGUAUGUAAUUCCUGGAACAAAGGUUUCUUCCGCAUUCCCAUUUUUUCGCUCUCUAUAUCGCCUGGGAAUCUUAUGAUAAAUAUGAGAGCCCAACAUAUAACUUUUAACAAAGCCAUUAAAACGGUUAAGAUUUUAAAGAAUUUUUAUUGUAACGUUUCGUCUUUAACUUAAGACAUCUUCAGACUAGAUAAAAUUACGAUGAGAUAUGAAUAUAUAUAAGCUAAUUAUAAUCUAUUUACAAGGUGUUUGUUACUAAGCCUAAGGAUAAUAAAGGAUAAGAGGGUGUAUGUAUGAUAGGACGAUACAAAUGAGGAAACAAAACAGACACAAGACAACGGCAAAUUAAGAAGGUUAAGCGGAAUAGAGCUGCCCUGGACGUUAAGAGAGGGUUUGAGCUUAGAUAUAAGAAGGCUUUCGUGAAUCAAUAAUUCACAAGUGUCUGAGCAAGAGGAAAGAAUUUUGAAGUCGUCAAAGUUGGCAGAGUGACCUGUAGUAUUUAAGUGAGAAAAAAUACUAGAUAUGACUGGACUGGAUGCCUGGGAAUCUAAUAUCCCAUCGGAGAUUACCAUCGUCAGCUUUACAAUAGUGAGUUGGGAAACACAACGGCAACGUCAGUUAAGACGUGCUCAUCAACAAUACUGAUUUUACUCUAAGACAAAGGCGCCGAGUAUGAAUUGUAUUCCUUUAUGCAUUCCUAUACGCCGUUCUUAUUCAAACUACUAUAUACAAUGAAAUACGAGUGUGAGUAAUUUUACCUUGAAUUUUAGAUUGGAAUUAGACAUCGAACCAUUCUUUGCAAGCAUGGCGUUGUAUGAUGGCCGAGUAAAAAAGAAGGUAAGACAACUUAAGACUGAUCUGCAAUAUAUAAAAUCUUGCCUGGAUGCUUCUUUCAAAGACUUCGAUUGAUCUGCAUGUGUGUCAAACAAAACAUGCAUAGGAUAACUUGAGACAUAGACCAGAAGCCUGGCAGAUAAACGUGAAUGGUCAUGCUUGCAAUAGAGAUGGUGUUGACUGCCUCCCACAAGGGUAUCUGAUGACGUCACCUCUCGUAAAUGUCAGGAUGUUUUAAUUCGCUGACUCACAUACGGCAGAUUCGCCGAUAUUACGGUCUGGUACAUCCUUGUGUUCAGCCAAAUACCAUGCUUGUAGGGACACGGGAAGGGCACUAUCUGCGUAUUCCAAUUUUGCUUCACCAUAUACAGUUAGUAUGACCUUUACAAGGUGUUCAAAACCACAGUUAACUUAGCUUUAUGUGUGAAUCUAGCAUAUUUUGAAUGGAAGAUGAUUGGACUGACUAGACAAGAUAUAGCACUAAAAAAUUUGUAUUUGAGUUAAUUGUAUGUGUGUGUUCUGCGGAACUCGCAAACAACCCUACAAACGAUAAAUUUUAAAAUCUGCAAUAUUACAACAUUUAAUAUCUCCAAAAAGGCGCAACAAAAUAUUUUCCGUUUUAAAACAACGCUGAAAAACAGACCAAACAUGUUUUACCGGUAUACAGUAACUUCACUCUUUCCGAACAGUUCCUAUUGAUUUCACGCGUGUGACGAGUCGCAAGCGUGAUGUCUCCCGAAUUGUGUGUUGUAUAUACUGUAUGCAUGCACUUGGGCUCCAUCAUCUUCUAACUUGUAGUUUCAGGUUACCGAAUUAAUUAAUAUCUUUUAGAAAGCAAUGUGUUUGUAGCUUAUCUUAGAGGCUAUGAGGAUAUAUACCUUGGGUCUGCAUAAGCUUGUACCAGCUCAAGUAUAUAUAAUAGAGUACCAGUGAAGUGCAGCUAAAAGUCGCAUCCUGAAUAAAUGUUGUUUCCUCGCGAAAAUAUAUCUCGCUAAUCAAAUGUUUUAGCACGCAAAACUAUAUUUAAUACAUUAAGUUUUUUUGCCUCUUUUUUUCAGAUUUCUGAAAACUUUUACUUCGAUAUGAACACUGAUGAACACAAGAAAUUGGUGGGAAAAUACAACCCUAAAGUUGACAUAACGACACUCAGUCGUGCAGCAAUCUUCUCCAUUACAUAUCCAUCAAGUGAUGUUUUCUUAGUUUUAAAGCUUGAAAAAGUCUUUCAGCAAGGUGAUAUUUCCGAAGCAGCUGAACCAUAUAUCAGAGAAACUGACCUGUCGAAGGUAUGAGAGUUUAUUAUAAAAUUAAUAUAAAUGACCAUUAUGGUUCGCAGGGGUACUUUCCGUAUGUAAUAAAGUAUGCUAGGUAUAUUCGUCCGGUAAAACGCCAUCACAUUAAAUCAUUAAUUACGUUACAAAAUCACUUUCGUACAGCAAGACUGUAAUUAAUUACCGAAAAAUUACUCAAAAAGUAAUGGCAUGGGUUGUGGUAUAAUUUGGAAAAUCAGACACUCCUGAGUUUUUCAUUGUGCAAUUUAUUACAUUACAUCACAUUACAUUAUUAUCCAGCUAACUCCCCAUUGGGGCAGUGACCGAUUACAUCAACUUACAGUACUUUCAGUAUAUUACUGACUAUUUAUCUUUGCAACAAUUGUGAUAUUACUUUCCAAACUAUGUUUAUCCCAGGGCGCUUUUUUUUUAAACUUUUUUUUUAAUUUUUCCGAACAAGCGAACGCCAUUUUGUUUAGUCAGUGCUUCCACAUCCAAAGAUAAAUUUCCCUAAUAUUGCCUCAAAUUUCAAUUUUCCACAAACUUUUUCCUCUAAGUGGAAACACUUACAACCAUGAUCCAAUAAAAAAGUUUAGGGUCGGGAUUUCGACGUCCAAAAGCUAGGUAGGGUCGGGAAACCGGAAACCUACAUAUUUUUUUUUUGCCUAAAUGGAUAGGACUCUCGCUGACGUAAGCAAAAACAACCUAGUUGCAAUCUGUGACGUCACGCGUAUUGCAAAGUUCUCUGCAUUUUUGUUGUUUCGCUAUAUUUUCCGCCUUAAAAGAGCAAUAUUGAAGCAUAAACCGGUCUAAUUGUUUUAAAAACAUGCCUAAGCCACGACAAAGUAUUCAAGGUAAAUGUUUUUCGUCUUUGUUUUGUAUUUUUUUUACAUUUGUAGCUACGAAAUUGGCGUCCCCAAUUUUAACGAAAUUUGGGAUGCCUUUUUCACUGUUUAGUGCUUGAUAUAUUUGCUAAAAUUGACUGGGAAUACUUAGAGAUUUCAUCGUAGAAUGGCGUAGUUAUAUUCAUUUGCUCUUUGACUAAAAUGUUUAGCUGUAUUAUUGCUAAACAUGCCGUUUUUGAGAAUUUGGUUUGCAACUAGGUUUCAACAUCCAAUCACGCCAUCAGCCCAUUGAAAACAUUAGGUCACAUCAGCUAGUUUCCUAUCCAUUUAUUUUAUUAUCCAUGCUCAGACAAUUGUGCCACCGAAUUUAUCUAAAAUGCACUAGAAACUAUGCACAUGCACUAUUACCAAUAUACAUUAUGAAUUAGAAGUGCAUUUUCACUAUAUGCCGUUCAACCCAAGGUGUUCUCUCUUUAUGAGCUCAACAAACUGUAUUUAUAGUGUUACAUUUUCACCACUUAUUAUACUAUAGAACAAAGAUAAGCUAACUCAAGCAGCAGGAAUGAACUGUGAUCGACUUGGUAAAUACAGAAUGCCGUUUGCUUGGACAGCGAUACAUUUGAUUGAUAUAAUCAAUGGUGUGGCUCACAAUGAUGUUGGCACAGCAACGUCAACAGAGAAAGAUACUGCAGUAUCGACAGGUUCUCAACGAAAGGUGCGUAUAAGACUCCAUGUUACGUUUAAACGAUUUUAUACCAUUUACAAAGACAUUAGCCGACAGUAUGCAAUAAUGUACGUAAUAGUAUUGUUUCGAACUUUCGAUUGCAAUGUGUGAACAACAUGCUCGGCUUUAAAGUAGACAACAACUAGAGGUGGCAUUGUCUCGGUUAGUUUAGCCCGCAUCAUGAUGUGAACGCGGAAACAACAUUAUUUGAUAUAUGGGCACUGAAGAAAUCAAAAAAGCUAAAGUACUGUAUAAUACUCACAAACACUGGGACUUAACUAAUUGGUGAUAUAAAACUGAAGAAAGAAGAUUGUUUCGAGAAGGACCUUAGGCAAUGUGGAUCAAAACAAUUUUUGGCGUACCCUUUGGCCGCUUUUGUCGUUUCUUGGUACUGAUUUAUCAGAAUAGCUAAAGCAGAAAUAUCCGCCAUAUUUGUUUCUACAGGGGUAAAAGAACGAGAUCGCCCCAGACAGCCCCGGCUGUUUAACAGUAUUUACUCGUGUACAACCCUUUCUACACCACUAUUAAGUGCGAACACUCUUGGAGAAGAGAGAAAACUAACUUGAUCGAUCUACAUGCAACCGAACAAAGUGUGAACGGGCCCGUAAUAAAAAGUGUUGUAAUUGACCUUUACUGUAGUUCGGCACUUCGGCCACCUUGAUUGUGCUACAGUAGUCACAAUAUAAUUACGAUUGCGUUCUUUUUUCAACAGAACAGUCCUCCAGAAUCGCCUGCCACGCCAACGUACUUGAAGAAAGAGAAAGUUGAUUCCUUACCUCGGAGAGCAAACUCGAUUAGUAGUCAACGUCGUUCAAUGUAUGGUGACCUUGAUGAUAGCUCACCGGAUUUAUCCAGUUUCAGACCUGUCACUCUGACAGUGAAGAGCUUUUUUAAACAGGUUAGUGUAUUAUCGCAAUGACCUGGGCCCGGUUGUAUAAAGAGGUAGUUAAAGUUCAGUGCAGUACAGUUAGUGCGAAAAAAUAACCAAUCAGAAUCGCGUAUGUGAGAGUUAAAUACCAUUUGACUACAAAACGGGUAGUUAAAAAGUAUUAGAAUGUUAGGGUUUGUAAUCCAAGUGAGAAUAUAUACAUUCUCACUUGGAUUACAAACCCUAACAUUCUAAUAUUAAUUCCACCAAGUGAAGUGCAAGAAUCCAUAACUGAAGUCCACCUUAGUUAAAAAGUAGCCUUUUAUACAACCGGCCCCCGGUUUAUAGAGAGUUUCGCAAUUCGCAAUUUAACAUUGGUGAUCUCAGGGCAGUUCCAUGUAACGGAAUUUGUGCGCACAUUGGUUUAAAUGGCGAGAUAAUAGGGCCAUUUAGACGGCACAAAAUAAGUCGCGACUUAAAUAAGACGCGAGUUUGUCGUAUAAAAGGUACCAAUUGAAAUUCUUAUGUAAGUCGCGUCUUGGAUAAGACGCGACUUAAAUAAGAACAGGAUUUUUAGCUGUUCUUAUUAUCUUAUUCUAUAUAUCUAACUACACAUGCCCGAAACUUGAAACAACGUAAAGUUACUAGCCUUGCAUAUUAAAACAAAAACAACCAAAACAACAUUAUAGCUAUAGCAAGUAAAUAAGACUAAAGCCGUAGAGAACCAUGCAUUUAUACGAUAACCCCGCUUAUAUAAGACGCGUCUUAUGUAAGUCGCGACUUAUUUUGUCCCGUAUAAAUGGCCCUAAUAUUCUAAUUUUUUGAGAUGCACCUGUAUAUAGGCCCUCUCGCAGGAAUCGAACAUGGGACCCUGCGAUUCCGGUGCAGCGCUCUGAGCUACAGAAUCCAGUUGCCGAGUCCCAGGGCCGCAAAUCCGAAUCCUUCAACAUUUAGUUCCGUGAAGGGAGAUGCUCAAAAUCCUGCAUGAUAUUUUCACCCAUUAACCGUGCACUGCUAUCACCUUAAUAUAUAUAGGUAUGAACUUGUGGUUAAUGGUUGGCAACUGGACUCUGCGGCUCAGUUGGUUAGAGCGCUGCACCGGAAUCGGCCCUCCAUAUAUAGUUCCAUUUUUCGUAGCUGCUUAGGUCUAAUAUAUGUAUACAUUUACAAUGGAUUUUUUCAUCUACAAAAAGCCUUCAACAUGAUAUAUUUUAUACUAUCGUUUGUGGUGUUACUCUGAGUGUGCAUCCACACUGGGCAAGCUGAAAAGUUUGCCUGACCACGGUGGGAAUCGAACCCGCGAUCUUAGAAUACAUUGAUAUCGAAGAAAUUAGACUCAGUUCCGAAAUAUCACCAAUUCGAACCGACUUGGCCUCGUAGCUCAGGACUAGCAUCCCAAAGGUCGCGGGUUCGAUUCCCACCGUGGUCAGGCAAACUUUUCAGCUUGCCCGGUGUGGAUGCAGAAUAACACUACAAACACCAUAUUCAGUUUAUUCACCUGAGUACAUAACACCAACACACACAAAAAAUUACCUGAACAAAUUUAAAACACCGAAGGCGUUUCAAGAGGUCCGUAGCGUGGAAGGAAAGUACUGUGUUUGUAGUGCUACAAAUACAAUUGAUCAACCACAAUCAAAUUAUAGUUUUGUGAUAUUUUUUCUGCAGGAAUCGGACAAAUUAAAGGAUGAUGAUCUCUUCAAAUUCUUGGCAGAUUUACGACGUCCUACUUCGUUGCUCAAACGGCUGAAAUGUAUCCCAGGUAAGGAUAGCUAAAUUUUAGCCCAUCUAUUUAUACAUCGCAGAAAAUUUCCGUUUCAUUUCUUUAGGCUAUAGAAAAAUUCUAGAGUUAGACUAAAGUUAAAUAAAUGUGCCUGCAUCAUAUUUCUACAACAUGCUGUCUGUAUUGUAGGGGUUUUAAAGCUGGACAUUUCUCCCCCUGGCGAUAAACCGCCAUAUUGUUUAACAUCAGAACUUCAACAGGUAAUUUAUAUUCGUUAUUUCAAAGUGAACUCUAUAAAGACUGGAACGACAACCGCUGGCGUUUUGAAGCCAAGAUGGCGGAUAUUAAAAGCCGUCUUGUAGGUGUGCGCAGGGCCCUGUAAAAAGCGGGCGGCGAAACGGAGAUAGCGCCCCUGUUCUAUGUAUGAUGCAUGGACCCCCGUAUACAUUAAAAACAAAAAUUUUCAAAACAAAUUUGGCGGGCGAAUCGGAGGUGUCUUUUCCGUGUUCGGACACCCCAGAUGAUGUUUUAUGUGGCAUAAAUGACGUAGAGCAAGAUGAAAACGAAGCAGCAGAAGAUAUCUCAGAGUUACUCAAAAGUUUAAAUUAGAUAAGUUCGAAAAAAGGUUGUGAGAGCUCGCGCAAAGUCCUUGAAAGAGUCGCUCUCAGUAUUUAUGGCCAAGAUAUUGCACUGAAAGUUAAACAAACAAUUGCAGAUUAGAUUUGAGAGAUUGCUGUCGUUUGAGGCUAAAGCUUGGUUUUCGAGUUUUUAUAUAUUUAUCACUUUUCUUAUAGAUUCAUCCUUAUCAAGAUGGACAAGUGCGACCGUUCAAAGAAGUUGAAGAAUUCGUUCCCAAAGAAGUAUUUGCACCAUACGUUGCAUACAAGUAAGUAUUAAAUGUUUA